GGCUGUUGUGUGGCGUCACCAUCCGGGACCAGCCUGGACCGGCAGUUUGACGGGUUGAUGGUGUGCUGCCAUGGAAACGACUAGAGCGCCAACCUCACUGGCAACAUGUCCGCGGGAGUGACACGUCGUGAAAAGAAAGAGCAACCCGAAGUAAGGGACAACAAGCUACAGAAACAGGAAACGGGUUUCCUCCGGUGGGAAGCGGCGCCACACCGACGAGUCGAAGCGCUGCUGUCAAACACCAGGGACGAGCUUCAGCUUGAAAUGACAGAGAUUCUGGGCUUCGGGAACCAUCACGUCUGUAUGAAGGAAGCUGCCCUGCUGGAUUACUACGUCUGUGGUUUCUGGUGGGCAAAAGAGGCCAAUUUCACCCCCAAACAGACCUCCUUCACCAUGGCUGUACUGCACAUGCUGCUGGAUAACAUAAGAGAGAAAUGGUUGCCUUUAGUGGAGAACUUGAUGGAGUUUGCUAAGGCCCUAGGUGCUGCCAGCCAGUGCCGGACUUCAGAGGAAGACACCACUCCACUUCUUGACGAAGAAGAAGCCACGGCGCUCAUAAGUUACAUCAGAAACAGUCUGUUUCAGAAGUACAGACUCUAUGAGCUUCUCUUCACCACAUCCAGAGAGGAGUUACUGACGGGCACGGAGAGGACCAUCGAAGUGUUUGCCUGCCAAGGUGCUCUUACUCCAUUGGAGGAAGGCAUUCCCACUAACCUCUACUCCCAAUAAGUGGCUCUGCUCCUGGCAUCCAGAGAAAUGAAGAGGUGGCGAUAAACGGGCGGAUGGAUGGAUGGCAUCAGUGCAAGCAAAGACUUGCGAUUCCUUUGUUGUCCACCGUGGGGCGCCGUCUUUCUGUGGCAUCAGACUGCAGACAAUCAGUCCACACCUCAGUGUUGCUUUGUUUCUCCACCUUUCACACAACACCUCUCAUCAGAUCACUUCACAUGGAUAAAUUAAUUGAUCAUUCAUUGUGAACUAGGCUAGUAUCCAGACUUUGUAUGGGUCAAGUGGUAUAUAACAAUAGCACAGAGGGUUACGCAUGGUAAGGUGUGCCCGUUCAUUGUUUUCUCCCCAAAAGAUGGGCUUCCUGUUUACAAAGAAAUAAUAAUAAAACAACCCUCUUCUGAAAUA
Messenger RNA from Anarrhichthys ocellatus (wolf-eel), 1131 nucleotides. It is a transcript of the gene cabcoco1, whose product is annotated as ciliary associated calcium binding coiled-coil 1. The record is from RefSeq and is a predicted model, not a curated record. The transcript is spliced from 6 exons. Bases 106 to 729 code for a protein of 207 amino acids. NCBI's taxonomy places the organism in Eukaryota, Metazoa, Chordata, Actinopteri, Perciformes, Anarhichadidae.